CAUAAACUCGGCACGUGCAACGGCAAACUAUGAAACGCAAAAUGGAGGCAGUUGAAACAAAAUUUCCGCGCUUAGAGGUGAGUAUUUUAUCAUUAUUUUGGCUAUAUCUUGCAGAAAAUACCAAUAUAUAGUUCUAUGUGUUAUUUUUUCAUUACAGGAAGCCCCAUCCAAGAUCAAAGUUAACGGGGAAUGUGAAAAUACAACAAAUAACGAUAAAAAUUUGCCCUCUGAGCAAAUGACAAGUGCUGACUAUUAUUUCGAUUCUUAUGCACAUUUCGGUAAGAAAUGGUACAUGAUGUACAUUUGGUGUCAUUGCUUUUAGGUUUAGGAUCAUUUGUGUCCUAUUUUCCUAGUUAUGAGAGAUAUCAUAAAAUAG
Paramuricea clavata is the source of this 376-nucleotide messenger RNA. Lineage: Eukaryota; Metazoa; Cnidaria; Anthozoa; Malacalcyonacea; Plexauridae. The record is from the annotation of a GenBank genome assembly.